Messenger RNA from Beta vulgaris subsp. vulgaris (sugar beet), 3084 nucleotides. Its product is annotated as aberrant root formation protein 4. Gene Ontology annotation, molecular function: ubiquitin-protein transferase inhibitor activity. The coding region runs from base 154 to 1761 and encodes 535 amino acids. The transcript is spliced from 14 exons. Gene Ontology annotation, cellular component: cytoplasm. Lineage: Eukaryota; Viridiplantae; Streptophyta; Magnoliopsida; Caryophyllales; Amaranthaceae. The record is from RefSeq and is a predicted model, not a curated record.
UAAUAGUCGCAAAUUUCAGGGUCGGAGAAACAUUGUCGAUCUUCCCGCGAAUUUGCUGAAACUUUUUGCUCCCAACAUUUCAGCAAUAUCACCGCGCUUAAAACUCACUAUUCUGAACUCUGGACUCUCACUCCUGUCCACAAAACUUCAACAAUGUCAAAAGCAGUAAUACACACUUCUUCUACUUCUUCGCAAUCCCUCGUCCUCCGUCUUCAACAAUCCCUAAAUUCCUGCUCAAAGGCAGUGGAAGCUGAUGAUAUUCGUCAAUCAGAAGAAUUAAUUUCUGAGCUUGUUGAGUUUCUUAGCUCAAUUUCUGAUGCCGCUAUUUCGGAUCCCAGUGAUGAAGAUACCCAAAAUAAUUCAAUCGCGGUUUUAUCUCAUAUUUAUUCUUUCCUCUCAAGUUCUUCUCUUGACCAGGCUAUUGUUGAUGCCCUUUCAUUUGAGUUGCCCAAAGCUAUUGCCAAAUUUGCAGGAGUGUCCCGAAGGUGCUGUGAGAUUGUUGAUAAUAUUAUCGACAAUUUCACGACAAAAUGUAGCCCAAGGGACAUGAUCUCAGUAUUAUCUGAGGCAUUGGAUUCUUAUGGCAAAACAAUUGAUGCCCCUGGUUAUGUCUCUGCUCUUCUGCGCGGGGUCUCUAAAGUAUUUCUUUCCAUACAAAGACGUCAAUUUGAGCAAAUAAAAGUUGCUCUUCCCAUUCUUCUUAAUGCUGUGAAAGCUGCAUCUUUCGAUUUGGAUGAUGGAGAUAUAGGCUUCAAGGAUCUGUUUGAAGGAGCUAUCAGCAUUGGCAAAUCUAUACUGGGAACUUGCCAAAAGUUGGAGGGAGGACCAAAUGGACGACUUCGUGGGUUACUUGCAUUAUAUGUUUUGCAAAUCAUGACUAUUGUUUCAGUCAGCACGGGAGAUAAAGUUUCAUCGUGUCUUUCUUUUGUGCAACAAUUAUCAAGCUUCUUUCCAUAUUGUGGUUUAAAAUAUGCUGAUCUUGUAACUGACCAAGGAGUUGAUCCCCUGAUCAAUCUUAUAUGUGGUGAUGAAACAGAUGAUCUUAUGGAUUGUUUUAGUUAUGUCAAGCAUGGAGCAGUGCUUUCGGUGAUUUGGGGGCAUAUAUCUGAUGAAGUCAGUCAGGCAUCUGGGCAGGAUGUAAGUAUCCUCAUAAAUGAAAUUAGGAACUCCCAUAGCAAUCGAUGGUUUGCUAUAGGCAUGAUGAAGUACGUAUACUCUUUCUACGAGCUGCCUUGGGUCUUAAAGAAACAUGCAACAGACUUCUUGCUUCUCAUCACAGAACACAGUAAUUUGCAAGAGAUGAAUGAAGACAUGAUAUGCUCUUUUGUUACACCCGGUCUUAUUUCUACCCUGCAGGAUAUUCUUUCAGUCAUCAUGUAUACUCCGGAUGCUGAGUUAAGAAAGAAUGCUUUUGUUGCUUUGAAAAGGGUACUUGCUGAUAUUCCAUCUUCUUUAAGGCUUGACAUAAUGCAGGUCCUGGUUAAAACUAGUACCUCUUCAUCCAUGAUUGUUGGGACUGUGCAGGUGGCAAUACUUUUAGAUUGCAUUAGAGAGAACCUUCGAAAUGAUUAUCUCAAACUGCGAGAAGAGAAAGUGUUUCCUAGUUCCACUUUCUGGAAUGCGAGCAUACUUGACUUGGUGGAAUUUGUUUUGAAGCCUCCUAAUGGGGGACCUCCUUCCCUCCCUGAGCAAAGUGACGCGGUUCUUUCCGCUCUUAACCUCUACAGAUAUGUUCUAAUAACCGAGAAAACAGCGGCAUGAGAAAACCAAAAGGCUGCAACUCAUUAUCUAUUAAGUGACCUUGAAGGUCAUAUAGGGAAAGAUAGAGGUGAGAUCUAGGUCUCCCAGAUCCAUGUAGUGACUGACAAAUUUGCUUUGGAAUGCGGCGAGGCUGCAUUUAUGGUGAACCAAAGCCUUGCAUCGGCUGUGAAUUCCCCUAAAGUGAGGGUCACAGAUCCUGAUUUAAGGUUUAUUAGGUGUCAUGACUUCUUGGUUCCAAGCCUGUAAGUCUGUAACACACUGGACUCAUGUGGGAGUUGAACGAAUUACUCAUGAGGCAUGACAGGUGUUCAAGAGCCAAUAAAGUCAACUAGCAUGUAGAGCGGAUCCUGGAGGACUGUUGAUCACAAGAUUGUAUUGACCAAAGCAUAAAUUUUGGAUUUGGGAAGCAAUUGUAAACAUUUGGCAUAGCCAAAUUGAAGUCCACAAGAAGUGCACAGACAUUCUCGAACAUAUAUAUCAAGGAUCUAGGGUGCAUGGGAUUUGGAUAUGUCUACAAGAAGUGUACCGACAUUAUUGAACAUAUAUAUCAAGGAUCUAGGGUGCAUGGCAUGCUCCUUGAAAUGCUCUAGGUUGACAAUGGGUGCUCAUCCUGAAAGGUAAUUGUCGUGAUUCAGCUGAGGAAGAGCCGAGGCCUUUAACUUAUGUCUUAAAAGAACCACUUGAGCUUUAUAGUUAGUUACAUAUGCUUUUUGUGUGCUGACACAGAAGCCAUUGAUCUUUCUAUGUUGUGCACCUUCCUUGAAUUAGGAUUUAUCGGUAUCGAAUACAGCACAGGGUCACCCCAAACCACAAGGAUUUUUGCUGCCAAGCAUUGCUUUGAGAUCAAGGUGAUAUUGCUGUGCUCGAGGCAAAGGCUAUAACUACCUGCCAUGAGAUGCUUUCAACAGAGAUUUCCCGGAACCUCAUGUACUAUACUGUGGGAGUGAGAUAUCACCUGCAUGCAUUUGGUUAAUCCUCGAUAGGAGAGGAAUCUUGCUGUAGUGGGUGCUAGGGGGUAGGGAAUAUGAUUACUGACAUGUGCUUGAGAAGUCUAAGCAGACCAUGGGAAGCAGUUUUUGAAACAAUUCUUGAAGGUGCAUGAGAGUUCUUGGAAUGAUUUGAUUUAUCUAGGGUCCUAAGAGGUCUUUAAUUUGACGUGUUGUGGAAGCCCCAAACAUUUGGAAGCAGAACUUUACAACUCAUACUUAAGAAAAUAUUACUCUGAUUCUUCCUAAUAUUUACUCGGUGUUUUGUUAGAUGUUGCUGUAUCUGUAGGCUCUGUGGUAAUCUAAGAUUCUGAUGCCAGAAAACUGAUUUCUGACA